AUGCCCAGUAUAGGGUGGGACAAAAUUACUAAUGAAAGAACUGGCGGUGGUGGUGGUGGAGGGGGUAAUUUGAACAUCAGAGCUCCAACUGAUGCCAAAGGAAAGAAGGUAGCCACAUUUGAUCCGAACUACCAGACAUUAGCUGGCUUGAACAAUGAAGAUGUCUUCAAACCGAAGGUUCGUGAUU
Ostertagia ostertagi is the source of this 187-nucleotide messenger RNA. The record is from the annotation of a GenBank genome assembly. Lineage: Eukaryota; Metazoa; Nematoda; Chromadorea; Rhabditida; Trichostrongylidae.